Fonsecaea nubica is the source of this 756-nucleotide messenger RNA. RefSeq lists its product as hypothetical. The record is from RefSeq and is a predicted model, not a curated record. Gene Ontology annotation, cellular component: intracellular anatomical structure. The transcript is spliced from 3 exons. The coding region runs from base 1 to 756 and encodes 251 amino acids. Lineage: Eukaryota; Fungi; Ascomycota; Eurotiomycetes; Chaetothyriales; Herpotrichiellaceae. Gene Ontology annotation, molecular function: oxidoreductase activity, acting on NAD(P)H, oxygen as acceptor.
AUGGCGCAACAUCCGGUUGUUAUUGUCACAGGUGGAGUGGCUGGUAUCGGUGCCGCAAUUGUUGACCAGCUCCUGCGAGAGAAUGCCAGACUUGUGGUGGUCGAUCUGGCUGAGGAGCCGUUGAGGCAACGACAGGCAACGCUGGGAAAGGACAAGUUCCAGUACGUGAUCGGCGAUGUGAGUAAUGACCAAGUCAAUUCGCAGGCUGUGGAACUCGCGAUCAAGACUUGGGCAAAGAUUGAUGCCAUUGCCCUCAACGCUGGGAUCAUGGCACCAAUCCAGCGAAUAUGCGACAUGACAUCGACCGAAGUGACAAAGAUCUUCAAUGUCAACGUUGUAGCUCAUAUCUCCAUGCUUUCUGUGGCAAUCCCGCAUCUGAGAAAAUCCAAAGGGAGAGUCAUCUUUACGUCGUCAGAUGCCGGCGAGCAGCUACGCUGGAAGGCCUGGGGAGCCUACGGAGCUUCGAAAGCAGCAGUCAACUUUUUUGCCCAGGCGCUGACUUUGGAAGAGCCUGAUAUCACCGCCAUCGCGGUAUAUCCUGGUAUCGUAAAUACACCCCUUGUCAACAAACUCAUCCACGGAGAAUUUCCGGGAAUGACUGCCGACGAGUUGGAGGAGUACAAAGCGUACCUACACCCUAGACUGGUAGAGCCUCACCAGCCGGGAUCUGUGAUAGCAAAGCUUGCUAUAAAGGCGUCACCUGAGUUGAGGGGCAAAAUCGCUUUCUGGGACGACCCCGUGUUCAAGAUGGAUUAA